UAGAGCUCCGUAGUUCUAUUUUUAAUCACUUAAGUGUAAGAAAAACACCAACGUUUAGAUCCUACACUUGGGAAUCCCAUGCUCUUGAUUACAAGUUUCUUGUGUCACACUUACAUGUUCUUUUAAUUACACACUUGCCAUUUCAUUACACUUAAGUGUUGAUUUUGGUGUCUCUGCUUGCAUGUUUGACAGUGGUGAUAGACAACGGUCAAGGAAUACAUUUGUUGGAACUCCAUGCUGGAUGGCCCCUGAGGUGUUGCAACCCGGGAGUGGAUAUAACUUUAAGGCUGACAUUUGGUCAUUUGGAAUCACCGCACUAGAGUUAGCUCAUGGUCAUGCACCCUUCUCGAAAUAUCCUCCCAUGAAGGUUCUGCUUAUGACUAUACAGAAUGCUCCACCGGGACUUGACUAUGAUCGUGACAAAAAAAUUCUCAAAGGUUAAUUAUUUUUUCGUAUUAGUAACUUUAACUUUAUGUCGUUUUUCAUUAGUGUUACUAUUGUUUUAGUAGAUCAGACAAACAUGAUUUGGGGUAUUUUUGUCCACCUAUAAUGUAUAUUUAUUUUUUUCCCUCUUGGCUCUUUCCUUGUAAAUUAUAAUGGUCUGUUCUUUCAUGAAAGCUCAGGCGGCUCUUUGCUAUGUAGUGCUGGGUUGCUACUUGCUACCUGGAUGGAUGCGAUUU
Molecule: messenger RNA, 680 nt
Organism: Beta vulgaris subsp. vulgaris (sugar beet)
Lineage: Eukaryota; Viridiplantae; Streptophyta; Magnoliopsida; Caryophyllales; Amaranthaceae
Exons: 4
Coding region: 182-442 (86 amino acids)
Biological process (GO): protein phosphorylation
Molecular function (GO): protein kinase activity; ATP binding; protein serine/threonine kinase activator activity
Source: RefSeq, a predicted model, not a curated record